Amaranthus tricolor (Joseph's coat) is the source of this 1352-nucleotide messenger RNA. RefSeq names its product hydroxyproline O-galactosyltransferase HPGT3-like. Gene Ontology annotation, molecular function: hexosyltransferase activity. Bases 55 to 1116 code for a protein of 353 amino acids. The record is from RefSeq and is a predicted model, not a curated record. The transcript has 12 exons. Lineage: Eukaryota; Viridiplantae; Streptophyta; Magnoliopsida; Caryophyllales; Amaranthaceae. Gene Ontology annotation, cellular component: Golgi membrane.
UCUCUCCACUCAUAAAUCACAACCCCAAACUGUGUACUUGUUUCAUUUGCAAAAAUGGAGAACUCGUUGCCAUUGACGUCGGCAGCGAAAGGAAGCGAGAGAAGAGGCGUCGGAAGAUCUUCUGCGUACUUUUCUUCGUCGUCUUCUUCGAAGCCUUCUCUACUUUUAGCUUUCCUCUCUUGCGUCGCUUGGCUUUAUGUCGCUGGCAGGUUGUGGCAGGAUGCUGAGAACCGAACUUUACUGUCAAACCUUCUUCAGAAAAACUCAGCUCAGAGACCAAAAGUUCUCACAGUAGAGGAUAAACUAAUGGUGUUAGGAUGCAAAGAUUUGGAGAAGAGAAUUGCUGAAGCUGAAAUGGACUUGACGCUGGCUAGGAGUCAAGGAUAUUUAAGAAAUCAACAGAGAAAAGAUGGUUCUACUGAUAAGAAGCUUCUUGCUGUUAUCGGAGUUUACACUGGAUUUGGAAGUCGUUUAAAGCGCAAUACUUUCCGGGGCUCGUGGAUGCCUGGAGGUGAAAAAUUAAAAAAACUUGAGGAGAAAGGAAUAGUCUUACGUUUUGUAAUUGGUCGGAGUCCAAAUCGAGGUGAUAGCUUGGAUCGGAAUAUUGACGAGGAAAAUCGCCGAACUAAAGAUUUUUUGAUUCUUGAAGGACAUGAGGAGGCCCAAGAAGAGUUGCCUAAGAAAGCAAAAUUCUUCUUUAGUACAGCUGUACAAAACUGGGAUGCUGAAUUUUACGUAAAAGUUGAUGACAACAUUGACCUUGAUCUCGAUGGGUUGAUUGGACUUCUUGAGAGCCGGCGUGGUCAGGAAAGUGCAUAUGUUGGAUGUAUGAAGUCAGGAGAAGUGAUUACAGAAGAGGGAAAACAGUGGUAUGAGCCAGACUGGUGGAAGUUUGGUGAUCAGAAAUCGUACUUUCGACAUGCAUCCAGUUCGCUUUUUAUAUUGUCCAAAAGUUUAUCAGAAUACAUUUUCGUAAACAGUGUAUCUUUGAAGGUGUAUGCGCAUGAUGAUACUUCUGUUGGUUCGUGGAUGAUGGGCUUGCAAGCUACCUACAUAGAUGAUAACCGUCUUUGUUGUAGUACCAACCGACAAGACAAGGUGUGCUCUGUGGCUUGAUCACAAGUCGCUCUCGUAUAGUUGGUAUAUUUGGUGCAUUAGAGUUUCUCCUACAUUUUCAUACCUAUACAGGCGGAAGCAUAUACAAUUCUUUAUAGAGCAAGAGUAUAAAAGCUUUUCUAGGCCAUAACAUAUGUAUGUAUUCUGCAUAUUGUAGCCCCUUCAUGAAUUUAGAUCCAACAAAAAUUUUCCUGUCUUCCGCUUGUCUUGGGUAAAUAAGUAAAAGCAGUUGAGCC